Entelurus aequoreus (snake pipefish) is the source of this 4510-nucleotide messenger RNA. RefSeq names its product solute carrier family 10 member 2 (gene slc10a2). The transcript has 8 exons. Gene Ontology annotation, cellular component: apical plasma membrane. Bases 115 to 1299 code for a protein of 394 amino acids. The record is from RefSeq and is a predicted model, not a curated record. Gene Ontology annotation, molecular function: bile acid:sodium symporter activity. Gene Ontology annotation, biological process: bile acid and bile salt transport. NCBI's taxonomy places the organism in Eukaryota, Metazoa, Chordata, Actinopteri, Syngnathiformes, Syngnathidae.
GCAUGAACUGGUCUCUGAUUGGAUGAUUGAUGACCGGUGACAGACUGAUCAGCGCUGCAGUGGGCUGGUCUGUUAAGUCAUCGCCAUGUUAUUGGACAACCUAAGGAACAGAAAAUGAGUCAGUCCAGUAAAAUCUACAAAUUACAAGCUACCAAAGAGAACACUUCCAUUUGUCCCUCAAAGGAAACGACUGCAGGACUUCAGUGCCUCGCCGAGGCCACCAUCUGCUCGGGCGCCAACUGCCUCGUUCCGACCAGUGACUUCAAUGCAACAUUGAGUCUCGUGUUGAGUACGGUGCUCACCAUCAUGCUAGCUAUGGUGAUGUUUUCAAUGGGCUGCACGGUCGAUGCCAAGAAACUUUGGGGGCACAUCAGGAGACCAUGGGGCAUCAUUAUUGGUUUCCUCUGCCAGUUUGGCAUCAUGCCUUUCACUGCCUUUGCCUUAUCCAUCGCCUUCGGCGUGCUGCCUGUUCAGGCCAUUGUCAUCGUGAUCAUGGGUUGCUGUCCAGGAGGUUCCGGCUCUAAUAUCAUCUGCUACUGGCUAGAUGGAGACAUGGACCUAAGUAUCAGUAUGACAGCCUGUUCCUCCAUCCUGGCCUUGGGCAUGAUGCCACUCUGUCUGCUCAUCUACACCUCCAUCUGGACUUCUUCAGACACAAUCCAAAUCCCGUAUGACAGCAUUGGUAUUACUUUAGUGGCCCUCCUUGUCCCAAUUACCGUGGGAAUAUAUGUGAAACGUAGAUGGCCCCAAGUGGCUAAGAAGAUCCUCAAGGUUGGAUCCAUUGCAGGCUUUGGUCUCAUUCUCAUCAUUGCUGUGGUUGGAGGAAUUCUUUACCAAUCUUCCUGGACGAUUUCCCCUUCCCUGUGGAUAAUCGGAACAAUCUACCCUUUUAUUGGUUUUGGGUUGGGUUUCCUUAUGGCCCGCUUUGUUGGACAACCAUGGUACAGGUGUCGUACAAUUGCACUGGAGACUGGUUUCCAGAACUCCCAGUUGUGCAGCACCAUUGUCCAGUUGUCCUUCAGCCCAGCUGAGUUGGAGGUGAUGUUUGCAUUCCCGCUUAUCUACAGCAUCUUCCAGCUGGUAGUGGCCGUCCUGUUUGUGGGAGGUUACCAAGUCUAUAAAAAGAAAUGUGAUCGAGGAACAGCUGAGACGGACGGUGAGUCUCCGUCGUUGGAAGAAGGCUGUGCUGAACAAGCAAAAGAGAAGCGCUAUUACGUGGAAAACAGGGCGUUUGAAUCGAAUGAAAGUAGCGUCAAAAAAGGCAAAGCUGAGCACCCGGACAAGAACACCCAGUUGUGAGACGACGACCAGCGUGACCUGCACUCCACGCUGCUGACAGCUGCCAACUUGAAACACUCUGCAGGCUGGUGGUGUGCGCUGGAAAUUACAGUACAAAGGGGAUUCAUAUGGCCUCAUUCGUUGCGGUUUACCUGACACAUGAAACCUGAUGAAUUGGGGCGUUGCACUAUUCACUUUAGCCGCCAAAUGGCAGUAGUGUUAAAUAUCUUAAAAUGUGUUUUGUGGCAAUUGCAACUUUGACCAUAGCACCAGUUGCUAUGCAGAGUGGUGCUUUUCAUAGUUUUCAGCAGACUGUAUUGCAAAAUAAUUAACGCCCCUCUCUUUCUCUCACACGAGAUCCACCCAGGAAUGGGGCCAUAUGAAUCCCUUCCCUACUGUAACUCCAUUUGCAAACUGUGUGAUAUUUCUCAAAAAAAUUGUGACCAAACUAGAUGUUAGAUUUUCUGUGUUUUUGUAGACAUAUUUGUAGGUUCUGAUGAAGUACAGAAGUGGUGUGGUUCAAAUUACCUACUGAGAAACCAGCAUGCUCUGCAGUGAACAUUUAUGAUUUGCGGAACAAAUAACUAUCUUUUUCUUAGAAUAUGUUAACUCUGACAAAAGAAAUAGCCCUAAAAACAAAUGUCCACUGCUUAUUCUCAGAAAUAUGUGGAUUUAUCCAAACAGUAAAAAUACACAGUAGAGUUUUGCAUACAAUAGUACCUCAGGAUACAAGUUUAAUUAGUUCUGUGACGCAGCUCUUACCUCGAACAACUUGUAUUGAGAGACAGCUUCGCCCAUUGAAAAUAAAUUUAAAGCAAGCUUUGCCUCUUAAAACAGCACAAUUGUAUCAUGUACAUGCCUUUAGAAAAAAAUAACUUUUAGAUACAUAUUGUUUUAAAAACAAUACAAUAGAAUGUAGUACAAACAGUUGCUGUAUUUUAUGAAGUAAAGACUAUGGUCAGCAUUUACUAAGUGUGGCGGAAAAAAUCCAUUCACAUGUAAAUUGCUAUCUUAUUUAUUACGAUUCUGAAUUGAUUCAAUAAUUUUAAAGAAUCAAUUUUUGAAAAUACUUUUGAAGCCGUCUGCUUACUCAGUGCACCUAUACGUCGUACGUCAGCAACUAAGAAGAGCAUUUUUAACUUAUUUAAAAAAUGUUUUUUUAUAAUUUAUUUUAUACCAAAUAUAUUGCGAAAAUCUGUUCGAAUCAAGAAUUCUGAUGAAUCAAGAAUUAUACCUAUUUGAAUCUGCAUCCCAAGAAUCAUAAUUAAAUUGAGUCGUGAGCUGUAAGAUUUGACCUUGAAGGACAAACUUCUACUGCAUCUCCUUCCGACCGCCUCUUCGUCAAACACACCAUCAGCAGCUUGUCCAUAUUUUCUUGGAUAAAUGAUUGAUGUUCAGAUGUUAUUUUAACAUCCUUGUCUGGCGUUAUGCACUCAUUCUGCUUUAGUAAGGUGCAGAUUAGCAGUGCUACGCUCCAACUGCUUCACCAAGUUAGUCUGUUACACACUCUGUCAUGGUUUUAAUGAUUUAUUUCUUUAAUUCAAUGAAUAUCAUUCACAUCUUCUUUUCAGCACUGUCAUUCACACUCUCUUCUCCCCAUGCUUGGAAAACAAAGUUAUGUCCAUCUCUUGCUGUAAGCUAAUGCGAGCGAGUAAGACCAGAUGUUUUGAUCGGAUUUUAUGGAGUUUACUAUGACAUUAACUACGCUAACUAGUCGUGUGGAGGCUUGCAACCCCAAUUUUUUCUUGUAAACUAAAACAUCCUGAAAACUUGCAUCCCAAGGUACCACUGUAUAUUUGUUCUGCACCAAAAUUCUAUAUAUUUUUAUUCCUCCCAUUUUUUGACACUCAACUAUUCACUGAUUAAACCCUUCCAGCAUGUUCAAAUGUCUAGCUCAUCUGGGACACGAUGGCUACUCAUUGACACAUUUCUUAACAUGUCCCACAUUUGCUGCAAUUUCACAUUUUCCGUGAUAAAAUUCCUGAAUUUUAAAAAUUCAAUUUUUUUUUUGUUACAACAUGAGCAUCAGGGUAUUUCAGCAAACAAUUUUCCACCUCCCAACAUUCAAAAUUUUUCCAAAAUGUCACAUUAUUCAAACACAAAUGUCUUUUGAUCUUAAGAAUUCUCACUACGUCCUCAUUUCUCACACCAUUCCAACAUCUAAAUUUAGCUCAUUCAAAGUACCUAGACUUUUCCACAUUUCAAACAUUUCUACUUUUACUGUUAUUCCACUUUUUCCAUACAGCGUUAACACUUGAUUUCUAGUUGCCGUAUACACCUACAAAUGAUAUUCAAAAGGCCUUAAAGAUAUCACAAAUUAUAUUAAGACAACAGCUAUUGUCUUAUUUGAUACUGUUUAUGCCUCGUACAAGUUCAUAUGUAGAAGGUGGGGAUUGAACCCCAGUAACCAGAAAGCCUCCGAUUGCUGGCACAGCCACUCUACCAACUUCGCCACGCCGUCCCCGUGUGCUUAGUUGUUGUGUAGCUGUUAGCUCCUGGUAGCCUUUAGCCUCCCACGUUUACUUUUUGUAAAUAAAUUGACUGAAAUACAUGAAAAGACUAACCUUUUGGAGAACAUUUAGAUGUUAACUGGCUAUCCAGCUUUGCAUAAGUAAACACGCUGCAGGACUGUUUGUAUCAGAGAUCAUAUCACACAUUUUACAUGCAAACGCAAAUAAUCCCAUACUUUUUUUUUUUUUAAUUGCACCUAUUCCUGCUGUCUAUGGAUGUUCUCAUUCAUCCAGGUCAUUGUAUUCUCAGGGCAUUCAAUCGACCGCAACCGGACUGUUUGGUUUGUCUUAGAAGAUGUUUUGCCUCUCAUCCAAGUAGGCUUCAUCAGUUCAUGCUCAUAGAUUUAAAUUGGUCAGAUAUAGUCUUAGACUUAGAUCGGUCAGAUAUAGACUAGCAGCUGGUGCCAAAACCGCAAUAUGCCUCUGAUGGACAUUACUUUUUUUUCAAGUGUUUUAUGGCUACAUCUGCUGUACCCAGAAGCAACGAAAAGGUGAGACGAUGUAGUCGCUACUUAAAUUAAAAACUCAUUCUAACACAGACACCUUUCUACCGCCAUCAGUGGUCAAAAGAAAUAUAGCUCAUCAAAGCAGAACAAAAACAAAGCUUUUCAAAAUUUUUCCGAGCAAUUCUGAUUUUUUGUUUGAGGAAAGUGUAUUUAUGAAAAUAAGCGCACUAUCAAUUUUGCAAAUGCAUUGGUCUACUGUACUAUGCACACGAUACU